This is a messenger RNA of Rubroshorea leprosula, 400 nucleotides long. The record is from the annotation of a GenBank genome assembly. NCBI's taxonomy places the organism in Eukaryota, Viridiplantae, Streptophyta, Magnoliopsida, Malvales, Dipterocarpaceae.
AGUAAAUGAAAACACCAUUUUCUACAUACUGACAGGAAUUCUCAUUUUAUAUCUACGUGUAUUUCACAGUUGAUGAGCAACUGAAAGGUCUACUCCAUUGAUAUGGGGACAGCUCUGAGCAACUUACAAUUGGAGCCAACAUGGUUGCUGCUGGUGGUGCGGGUGCUGCAACUGCCAUUACGACAAACCCAUUAUGGGUUGUAAAGUCCAGACUUCAAGCUAUGCUUCUUUAUGAUGCACUCUUGCUGAAGUACUCUUAAACAAGGUUUAUGACUGCAAAAUGGUGUGGUGUUCAGGGGAUCAACCUCCUUGUCAUUGCUUUGACAGAUGCAUGGGUCAAGCUGGCAUAUUUUUUGAACCAUAAAUGUAAGCCUUCUGGCAAUAAAUAAGAGAAAUUAAU